AUGCCGAAGUACUACUGCGACUAUUGCGACGUGUUCCUCACGCACGACUCGCCAUCAGUGCGAAAGUCGCAUAACGAUGGAUGGAAGCACAAGGCCGCCGUGCGUGCCUACUACGCGCAAUUCGAGCAGGAUCUUACGCAGAGCCUCAUCCAGCAGAAGAUCAAGGAAUACCAAGAGGGCAAAACUGGAUUUGGCCCUGGCCACAUGCCCUCGGGUCCGCUUGUGAUCAAUCCGCACGCUCCCCCUCCCGGCAUGGGCGGUCCCGGCAUGAUGCGACCCCCUAUGAUGGGCGGUCCUGGCAUGCUUCCCCCUCCCGGCAUGAUGCCGCCCGGUAUGCCUCCGCACGGCUUCCCCGGCUUUCCUGGUCACUUCCCCGGUGCUCCCGGCGGCCCGCCUCCCGGCAUGGGCGCUCCUGGUGGCGAGGGAGCCGACAGCGGCCACAAGCGAUCGCACGACGAGAGCCAGGCGACGGACCACCAGCGCAUGGGCUUCCCACCCGGACCGCACCACGGAGGACCUCCGGGCGGCUUCCCGGGGCACAUGGGCGGUAUGCCGCCCGGCGGGUUCCCUGGCGGCCCGCCUCCUGGCUACCCCCCCCAGCACGACGACCCGACCAAGCGCAGGCGGCUAGACGACGACGAGGACGAUGGCUAUGAGCAGUAG
This is a messenger RNA of Acanthamoeba castellanii str. Neff, 663 nucleotides long. Its product is annotated as U1 zinc finger protein. Bases 1 to 663 code for a protein of 220 amino acids. Gene Ontology annotation, cellular component: U1 snRNP; nucleus. NCBI's taxonomy places the organism in Eukaryota, Discosea, Longamoebia, Acanthamoebidae. The record is from RefSeq and is a predicted model, not a curated record. Gene Ontology annotation, molecular function: zinc ion binding; pre-mRNA 5'-splice site binding. The transcript has 3 exons. Gene Ontology annotation, biological process: mRNA 5'-splice site recognition; mRNA splicing, via spliceosome; spliceosomal snRNP assembly.